Molecule: messenger RNA, 2382 nt
Organism: Exaiptasia diaphana
Lineage: Eukaryota; Metazoa; Cnidaria; Anthozoa; Actiniaria; Aiptasiidae
Exons: 8
Coding region: 1-2019 (672 amino acids)
Molecular function (GO): protein binding
Source: RefSeq, a predicted model, not a curated record
AUGACCAUCAGAACGGAAGAAAGCGGCGACAAACUUCUUGCUGGCGUGCGAGAGAAGGAUGUGGGAAUUGUCCGACAAGCUUUAUCAGAAGGCUACGAUCCAAACCAAGCCGACAAGAAUGGAUGGACAGCUUUUCAUGAAGCUGUUUCAACAGGAAACUCGUCGAUAAUUUUGGCUUUCCUUCGKCGAGGCGCUYGUCCCGAUUUACAAGAUGGUGUUAAUCAAGAAAGCGCUCUCCACAUUGCUUCAAUGGAUGGACAAACAAAGAUCGUUCAAAUGUUAUUAGAUAAUGGCGCAAAUAUUAGCUUGAAAAACAUUGAGGGAAAGACUGCGGAAGAUGUUGCUAGUUCAGCAUGCAAGGAACUUCUGCAGAGAAAAAGAAUUCAAUUGUUAAUGAGCACUGGYCCUGAUAAGUCCACCAAAUCUUACAAAGAUGGUUCACUUUUGAAAUUAAAUCCAGAACGAAGCGCUAGCCCCAAGAAAACAAUUGCCACUUCUCCUUCACGUGAUAGAACGUCAUCAAAUGAUUAUAGUGACAGCCCAAGUCCAGGUGAAAUAAAACUUUCAUUUGAGUAUUACACCAAAAAUGUCUGCCUAAAAGUUAACAUCUUAGAAGUAAAARAUCUCAAGUUACCAACAGUUCACAAUUUUAGUCAUCUCUAUGUAAAAUGCUGCCUGAUUCCCGACAAAGACAAAGACACAAAAGGCAAGACUAGCUCCUUUAGGAUUGACUCAGAAGAUCAAGGCUACAUGUCUCGUGGAAGCAGCGCGAGCUCUCAGGGCAGCACAGGAAGUUAUUCCAGCAUUGACUCUGACGUAAUUGCCGAGAAGAAAGGUGAAAACAGUGUUAAUCCUUUUAUUUCUCUUUUUCCAGUUCACAAUUUUAGUCAUCUCUAUGUAAAAUGCUGCCUGAUUCCCGACAAAGACAAAGACACAAAAGGCAAGACUAGCUCCUUUAGGAUUGACUCAGAAGAUCAAGGCUACAUGUCUCGUGGAAGCAGCGCGAGCUCUCAGGGCAGCACAGGAAGUUAUUCCAGCAUUGACUCUGACGUAAUUGCCGAGAAGAUCWUGUCGGUUUUGAAGAAGAGACCCCACUUGGGCUCCAAAAAGAACAAAACUGAAGUAAAAUGUGUACUUCAUUCUGAAGGUGAAGAAACCACGGGUCGUGUGUCAUUCUCCAUCUACGAAAGCCUUUCCUACGACGCUGUUGUUCUGCGCAAGCUCAAUAGCAUUAUGCAAGAGUGUAAAGUCCAUGUGCGCGUGUGCGGAAGAAAYCGUUGGACAUCCAAGGGCUCAACCCUCGCAGAAGCAACAAUUCCUCUGGCUGUUGCUCUCAAGAGAACAAAGGAGCCGCAAUCGUUUUGUCUGAAYUAUAAGAUCGAUGUUCCUGUGACGCCUGAAGAAAGGAAGUUUGCGCAAAUGAACCAGUCUUGGGAAGUGAAAGAAGGAAGCCAGUAUACAGGACGCAGUGUAGCGUGGAACAUGGCGGAACCCACGGAAGCAGCACAGCCACAAACAAUGUACAAAACUGUUAGCGUCCCUGAUUUCUCAUCCACCAAGAAGCACAGAAAACACCCUUCAAAAGCAUCAAGAUUCCUGAAAGGAGACCUCAAGAUAUUCAAAGGAAAGCAAAACGAUCGCUAUAAGAARAAUGGRAAACAAAUGGUGGAGAACCCAGCACUUUCGAUGGAGAACCCAGCAUGUAGUGACGAAGUCGAAUACAUCGGCCCUGAUUUGGAUAGCUCUCUUUCUUUUAAUACCACCAUGGACCGGCAUGUAAGCGAACACUGGAACGUAGGCAAAAGCGUUGAUAAUAUCUUUGAAGUUACGAGGGUUGUAGAUGAACCAACAGCUCCACAACAUUCUCUAAAGUACAGUCGUGCUUUCGGAUCAGAGCAGAGAAGGAGACCAAGGCACACGUUUGAAAAGGACGUUUCAAUAGAAGAUGUSGAUGAUGACUUUGAGCAGGAACUCUCACUAACGACAACUAGUCUGAGACCAAGGGUUUCACGUCGUUGAAGAACACGUAUUUUUAUUUAAAUUGUCCUAAGAUAAAUUUUUUAAUUGACAUAUAUUAUAUAUUGUUUUUCGMCAUUUUAUUUUAUUUUUCAGAAAUGUUUUACCAUACUGAGGUAUUAAUGCACUCAAACUUGCAAUUAGGUCGGAUAGUUUCGAAUAGUUCUUUCAGAAACCUCUUUUGAGAAAAGUUGAAUUUCAUUAAGUUAUAAGGUGUAUAUUUUUCUUAAAAAGUAAGACUUACAGUCGUUUUUUAACAAAAGUUUGCAAUAUUUCAAUUCAGUCGCGUAUCGACUGCUAAAAUAGAUCAAAUAUGAAUUGUAAAAAGACAUAGAUUUUUUAUAUGAAAGAUUUUUAUUUUGAAAA